Molecule: messenger RNA, 5589 nt
Organism: Pangasianodon hypophthalmus (striped catfish)
Lineage: Eukaryota; Metazoa; Chordata; Actinopteri; Siluriformes; Pangasiidae
Gene: sema3g
Product: sema domain, immunoglobulin domain (Ig), short basic domain, secreted, (semaphorin) 3bl
Exons: 16
Coding region: 198-2522 (774 amino acids)
Biological process (GO): neural crest cell migration; negative regulation of axon extension involved in axon guidance; axon guidance
Molecular function (GO): chemorepellent activity; semaphorin receptor binding
Source: RefSeq, a predicted model, not a curated record
UUUUUCUUUUCCCACUGUGUAGCGAGCUGCUCCUGCGCUGCUGUGCGCAGCUGGGAGGGCGGGGUGCUCACGCGGACUGUCGGAAAGAGCGCAGCGCCGCGCGCGGGGGGGAAAAAAGUCUCGCGCUUUCACUGGAGCCGCCUGGUCGCGCGCGCUGUCCCGGAGCCGCCGCCGCCGCCGCCUUUACGCGCAGAAUAAUGGAACUAUCAGCUUUAGCAACGUGUUGCUUUAUAACGGCUGUCGCUUUUACGACGGCUUUAGCGAGCAAACUGAACGUCCCACGUCUUCGCCUCUCAUACAAAGACCUGGUGGCCAGUAAUCGUACCUCCAUCUUCUCUGGCCUGCAUGGGGACCUGCAGCUGUCGGCCAUGUUUUUGGAUGAGUAUCACGACAGGCUCUUUCUGGGAGGGAAGGAUGUUCUCUACUCUCUUAGACUGGACCACACACACACAGAUGCUAAAGAGAUCCACUGGCCAUUGCCUGGGAACAGAGAAGACUGUAUCUUAAAAGGAAAGGACCCAGAGACGGAGUGUGCUAAUUUCGUGCGUCUUCUACACCCCUUUAACCGGACUCAUCUCCUGGCAUGUGGAACUGGAGCUUUCCAACCCGUGUGUGCUCUCGUUUACGUCGGACAUCGUGGAGAGCAUGCAUUCUUCCUGGAGAAUUCCAGUGUGGAAAAUGGGAGAGGACGAUGCCCUCAUGACCCCAAGCUCCCGUUUGCCAGCACCUUCACAGGUGGGGAGCUGUACACAGGUCUGACGGCUGAUUUCCUGGGACGUGACUCUGUAAUUUUGAGGAGUUUGGGGCAUCGAUCUCCCAUGAGGACUGAAACAGACCAGAAAAUAUUACACGAGCCCAGGUUCGUGGCCGCACACCUCAUUCCAGACAGCGCAGAUAAAGAUGAUGAUAAAGUCUACUUCUUUUUCACCGAAAGAGCGAGUGAGGCUUGGGAGAGAGAGGGAGAGGCAGCAAUACACACACGCAUUGGACGAGUGUGUGCGAAUGAUGUUGGAGGGAAGAGAGUACUGGUGAAUAAAUGGAGUACGUUUAUUAAAGCUCGAUUGGUGUGUUCUGUUCCUGGACCUCAUGGCAUUGACACACACUUUGACCAGCUAGAGGAUGUGUUUCUUCUGAGGACUAAGGACGAAAAAAAUCCAGAAGUUUACGCCAUCUUCAGCACCAUCAGUAACGUGUUCCAGGGCUACGCUGUAUGUGUGUAUAACAUGGCUGAUAUUCGUGAGGUUUUCAAUGGGCCCUUUGCUCAUAAAGAGGGACCGGAUUAUCAGUGGGGACCUUACGAAGGACGCGUCCCAUAUCCCAGACCUGGAGUGUGCCCCAGUAAGAUCACUGCUCAGCCUGGCCGUAUGUUUGGCAGCACUCUGGAGUUCCCAGACGCUGUGUUGCAGUUUGCUCGCUCUCAUCCUCUCAUGUGGAAGGUUGUGUACCCAACCCACCGCCAGCCCCUGCUCUUGCGCACCUCUACCCCCUACAGACUCACACACAUCACCGUGGACCGCACAAUGGCCGAGGACGGCCCUUACGACGUCAUGUUCAUUGGCACAGAUGUUGGCACCGUCCUGAAGGUCAUUGCACUGCGCAAUGGCAACUCAAUCACCAGUGAGGAGAUCACACUGGAGGAGCUACAGGUCUUCAAGGUGCCCACUCCCAUCACCUCCAUGGAGAUCUCAGUCAAGCGGCAAUCACUGUUUGUGGGCUCGAGUGCUGGUGUAGCACAGGUUCCUCUGCAUCGCUGCAGCAUGUACGGUAAAGCGUGUGCUGAGUGCUGCCUGGCACGAGACCCCUACUGCGCCUGGGACGGACACACCUGCACACGCUAUGUUCCCAGUGCUAAACGUCGCUACCGUAGACAGGACAUCAGACACGCAAACCCAGCACUGCAGUGCAGAGACCAGAACCAGAGCGUGGAAGACGUAGACAUGGUUGAAGUGCGGGUUGUGUAUGGCACAGAGAACAACAGCACCUUUCUGGAGUGUGUCCCUCGAUCUCCACAAGCCACUGUCACCUGGCACAUCCAGCGGGAUGAACAUCUGGAGGAGGUGGAGCUGGACGAGCGAGUGAUAAAAACGGACGAAGGUUUGCUAUUCAGGCGAGUGUUACGACACGAUGAAGGCGUCUACGUGUGCCGCUCUCGGGAACAUGGAUUUUCUCAGACGCUCUCACGUGUGUGGUUGGAUGUGUUACAAGGGGACACCCUUGCUGACUUACUAUCACAAGACAGUAAACACAAGGUUUGGUCUCCAUGUCCUGCCCAUAUGGGCUCGGCUAACCGAAUGCCAUCCAAGGGUUGGUUUAAGGAUGUCUUGCAGCUGAUUGGUCCAUCAAAUCUUCCUCAAGUAGAACAAUACUGUGAUCGUGUCUGGUGCAAUGAAAAACUGCGGCGCAAGCACAAGAACAUGAUGGACAAAUACAGACAAGCACAAGACGUAGCACGGAAAUCCAGAGUCAGUAAGAACGUCGGGGAACGGAAUCGUAUGCCACGAGACACACAUGCAGUAGAGUGACAUACCCACACACACACACACACACACACACACACACACACACACACACACACACCGAGAGAUGAACUCAUGGACAAAGAGACGAGAGUUAUCAUAAUGUUAUAAACCACCUCUCAAGCUCAAAGACGCUGACAUUCAAACAUACACUGCUCACACAGACAAAGAGGUGGAAUGUGUUUACCAUCUCCAGAACUCUGCUUAAUUGUGGAGCAAAUUUUAUAUUACAUUUUCUUUAUUUACAUAUUAUUGUGAUGUCAUUUGUCAUAAUUUGACGACAGUUGCCGAAUCAACAGAAGAAACAGACACUAUGUAGGUGCACACACACACACACACACACGUGUGCUUUGCCUGUAUUAAAAUUCUGUUUACUGUAGUUUUCUACUGUAUGUGCUGAGAAGAUCUGGGUGUGUUCAUAACAUCGCUCUCAGAAUGCUGGAGUAAAGCUAAAGACCUUUAUGAGUAUCCAGAUUUGAAAAGUACUUGCAGGUUUUUUUUGGACCAACUUGUUAACCUGAAUUUUUUGAAGCUGUAAUUUGCUAAUUUAUAUGGCUGUUACUGCAGACUCUGGUUAUAUGUGGAUUAUGUCAGGAAUAAAACAUGAUGGGGCAUGCAGUUAGAGGAAAAUGUUGAACAAUGGGGUGGUGUGAGGCUCAAAGUGUUUAAUUCCUCUUAUACCACAGCAAUUUGCCAACACUAAGAAUGCUGUAUUUAUUGAAGAAUGACACAUCAUGCAUUAUAUCCAUUUAUAGUUACGUUUAAUGUUGUGGAUUGUCUGCACAACUGGUUAGUUCUCGUUAUUACUUAUGUUAUAGCAGCUAUGAGCAGCCAUUUCCUUAUUAACUCACACCCCCUAUUUUUCUUCCCUGUGGAAGUUAAUAAGACAAAAAUUGCAGAUUGUCAUGUUACUCAGAGACCGCUAAGCUCAAUGUCCACUGUUCUGAAGACUGAAAACCUUUACAAUGACUGUUACAAUGUGCUGACACUGGAGACUCCUUCCAAAAAUGCUAAAUCAACAUCUCCUUACAGAUUUUUUUUCCAAUAUUAACGAUUACACACAUCAUACAAGUCCCUGUGUAAGUUGUAAACGAUAAUUCAAUAUUCGAAUGAGCACAAUAGUAUAAACCUUGCAACUGGAAUUACUGUCCAAGCCAUGCUGUUAUAGAAGAUUUAUCAGAUUUAUGUGCGAAAUCUGACUAUUCAACAGUGCUGUGGUAUAAAGUGAAAAGCAAAAAAAAAAAAAAUCUUCAUACUUCCUCAUAACUAUAGCUGCACUGUUACCUGUUAGAGAAAAAAAAUGCUUUUUGUUACAUGUCAUUGCGGUGGUCACUUUUCUAACUUUUGUAAAAGGUUGUAGAGGAUGUACAAUGGUACUUAUUUGGAAUUUGAAGGUUUUGAAGGUGUAUUUGUAGGUGAGGAAUGAAAAUGUUACCUGUAUGUUCAUAUUUCUGAUGGUGUAACAAACUAGGCAAUUUUCACAAUCACAUUUCAUCUGUACAUUUUUCAUGUACAAGGCAUUAUGUAAAGUGCAGACUAAGGCACUGUAAAAACACUGAAUUUCAAAUAUAAUGAAAGAGUCAGGUAAUGUGGUACAAUAUGCUUAAACGUCCAGAUUGUUUUGGAAACAGAAGAGAGAUUUCUUUUAAAAUCUCUAUUCAGUUGUAUAAAUGAAGAAGGAGCCAAGUCUGCAUGGUUGUUUGGUUUGCCUUAUUAUUUUUUUUUCCAUUAAGCCUAGAUGUUUCAUCGCACAGUUUAGUGAUUAAUUUGUUCUAACAGAAGUCUGGAAACCCAGAACGUAUUUUCUCUGAAAAUAUUGCUGUUGAUCUAAUCUACCCUGACUCGGAGACCAGUGUUAGAAAAAAGGAACCUUCAGAAUAUAGAUCCAUCUGAAUCUUUUGCUGCUGCUGCAUUACUAGCUUUUCAUAGUGUUAUAAAAAUAACAUUAUAGCUGUUAAUGGCAUUCAUUCAAUUUUCCAGUAAAUGACUGGGUUAUAAGUUUAAUUGAGUUCAGCUUAGUGCAUCCAUUUGCAGACUGUACAUUUUCAAUAAAGUCCUUUAACAAAUCACUAUAUUCAGGGUAUUUAGAUACACUAUAUACAUUUCUAGUGUCUACAUCUUAAGUAAAACAGAUGAGUGGCAGCUUUUUUCGUCCCAAACAUCUGGUGGUUAUCAUAAAAAAGGUGUAUAUGCACACUCAGUGCUUUAUCAUUAACAUUAAAAUUAUUUGGAACAUCUUAGAUUUGACUCUUGGUGGAAAAAUGCCACUUUUCAGCAGACAUUUUUCUUUGUCACCCCUAAGUAUAGUUAAUUGAUCUUAACUAUAUACUAGUCUAAUGUUAGCUAAGUCAAACAUACACUAAUAGACCUUAUAUCACAUUGACGAACUUGAAACAUCCUCCAUUUACCUUGAAAGCGAUGCUGCAUCUUUGAGACGAGUUGCAAGAUUACGAAUCUGAGACAGGGGAAGGGGGUGGGGCUUCCAGGAUGUCAGUUAAUAUCAGAGAGUCCAAAACACCUACGCAACUAUGCAAUUGCUCAUCUGGGAUUUAGACUUGUGUAGAAGAAAAAAAUUGCUCUUGAGUGAUAACUCAUAAUGGUGUAAAGGUUGUCAGAUCUACACUUAAAAAAUACGCAACUGUGACUGGACUGCAAUAUGGCAGAUGCACUAAGAAGAACGGACAUACAGUAUAAAUGCUCUAACCGUAAAAUCAUUAUCUGUAAAUCAUUCAUCAUAUGUUGAAAUACUAUACAAAAAUAAUUUCUAUUGCUAUUUUUAACCAUAGCAGCUCCAUGGAUCUUCUUCUGAUUUAAUACCUGAUCCAAACCACUGAUUAAUCCAAGUUUUUACUUAUAUGGACUGAUUUUAACUAACAGAUUGAUGCUCAUUUCAACACUGUACUUUCAUUUUAUCUGCAGAUAACACAUAAAAAGUGUGUGAAGAGUUUGUAUUGGUAUAUGUCAUGUAUUUAUGUCUUAUUUAAAACAGAUUCUUGCAUGCAGAGUGUACAGAUGUGAGUUUUUGUCUUUAAAGAUAAUUGAAUAAAAUGGAAUAAAAAUGUUCCAUAUUGUA